Ruditapes philippinarum (Manila clam) is the source of this 1405-nucleotide messenger RNA. RefSeq names its product ras-related protein Rab-1-like. NCBI's taxonomy places the organism in Eukaryota, Metazoa, Mollusca, Bivalvia, Venerida, Veneridae. Gene Ontology annotation, molecular function: GTP binding; GTPase activity. The coding region runs from base 112 to 657 and encodes 181 amino acids. The record is from RefSeq and is a predicted model, not a curated record. The transcript is spliced from 7 exons.
UUGAUCGUAUGUACAUACAUGUAAAUUAAAAAAUGGAGUUUUAGCUCAAAUAUAGUAAAGGAGCUAACAAAUCAUAUUUAACGUGGACUUAUAGAAAAUACUUUCGGAGUUAUGGCGGACUACGAUUUACUAUUCAAAAUUUUGGUAAUUGGUGAUGAUAAGACAGGGAAAUCAGCUCUAUUACUGAGAUACGUUGAUGAUACUUUCAGCGAAUCAUACAUUGCCUCCAUAGGUGUGGACUUCCGUUUGAAAACUAUAAAGCUUCAUGGUAAAACAGUUAAACUACAAAUUUGGGACACAGCCGGUGAAGAGAGGUUCCGUACGAUUACUACUGGUUACUACCAAGCGACACAAGGUGUGAUAAUUGUAUUUGACGUCACAGAUCGGUCCACUUUCAGAAGAGUUGAAAGCUGGGUGACUGAUAUUGAGAAAUAUGGCUCAAAUGAAGUGGAGAAAUUGCUUGUUGGAAAUAAAUGUGAUAUAACUUCGAAAAGAUGUGUAACAGAAGAAGAGGCCAAGUCACUUGCACUAAAAAACAACAUGGAAUAUGUAGAGACCUCGGCAAAAGAAAAUAUCAACGUUGAAAAAGCCUUUGAAACACUCUGUAAAGACAAAUGGGAAGAAAAACGUAACAGUAGAUGGUGCAACUUGUUUUAAUAUUGGUAUACAAGAAAAGCAUUGAUGCAAAGCAUCAAAGGGCGUCCAAGCAAGAAAUGUAGCAGGUGAAGAUGAACUAGUAGACAUACGAUGACAAGAUAUUCUUAUAAUCUUUUCAAUGGUUAAUAGGUUUUUACCAGAAUUGUAUAUCACGUAUGAAUGAACGCACGAAAGACAUUGUUCAUUAUGAACUUUGAUUGGCAUGCUGGAGAUUAGAAUAUUACUUAUUUCUUUAUGAUCGUGAUUAUUAAUAGCAACGGAUAUACAUGUAUACAUUCAUUUAUAAUCCAUAUGUGUAACGCAUGAUCAACACCACACUUGUAUAAUUGUCCCUUAUUAUGUUAUCGCUAUUAACCCCUUCUUAAGGCAUCUGCUCACACUUGUUCAAAAUAUGACACUGGUUAUAUUACCAUGUUGAUCAUGUUUAUUAUACAAUAAUUGUAAUAUAUAUUUAAUAUAAAAAAAUACAGAUUUUAUGAAUAUUUUUUUCUUUUUCUUUUUUUGCGUUUUAUGUGUUAUUUUAAUACUGAGCUUUUACGUUUACAACUCUUUUUUAUUAAAAUUGUAAAAUAAAUUUUAAGAAUUCAAUUGUCAUAUUGACCGACGAUUAUAAGUCAAAACUUAACUGGAAAAAGUCGUAAAUUAUGUAACUUUGAAUAAUUCCUCGGCAUCUUUACUAAACACGAAUAACAAAUUAAAUAAAAUGUUUUAAAGUUGAUAGUGUCAUGUUAAUACCAUAAAAAUGUAC